Aegilops tauschii subsp. strangulata is the source of this 1519-nucleotide messenger RNA. RefSeq names its product photosystem II stability/assembly factor HCF136, chloroplastic. The record is from RefSeq and is a predicted model, not a curated record. NCBI's taxonomy places the organism in Eukaryota, Viridiplantae, Streptophyta, Magnoliopsida, Poales, Poaceae. Gene Ontology annotation, molecular function: protein binding.
UGCAGCAGCUCGUGGUGAAGAGAGGUUGGAUAAGGGGCGCGGAAGGCGCAGCCACAGACAGCAGCAGCACACCUUCUCGCCGUUCCCGCCAUGGCCACCGCCACCGCCGCGCUCCACCUCCUCCUCCCCACCCGCCGCCGGGGCCGCCUCCUCGUCCCCCGCGCGUGCCAGGCCGACUCCUCCGCCACCACGUCCCGCCGCGGCCUCAUUGCCGACACCGCCACCGCGGCCGUGGUCGCCGCCGCCGCGCCGCUGCUGCUGCCCCGGCUCCCCGCGGCGCGCGCGGAGGACCUGUCCGAGUGGGAGCGCGUCGGCCUCCCCAUCGACCCCGGCGUCGUCCUGCUCGACAUCGCCUUCGUCCCCGACGACCCCUCCCACGGGUUCCUCCUGGGGACGAGGCAGACGAUCCUGGAGACCAAGGACGGCGGGCGCACCUGGUUCCCGCGCUCCAUCCCGUCGGCGGAGGACGAGGACUUCAACUACAGGUUCAACUCCGUCAGCUUCAGCGGCAAGGAGGGGUGGAUCGUCGGCAAGCCGGCCAUCCUGCUGCACACCAAGGACGCCGGCGACAGCUGGGAGAGGAUCCCGCUCAGCGCCCAGCUUCCAGGGGACAUGGUGUACAUCCAGGCUACCGGGGAGCAGAGCGCGGAGAUGGUGACCGACGAGGGAGCCAUCUACGUGACCUCCAACCGCGGCUACAACUGGAAGGCCGCCGUGCAGGAGACCGUCUCGGCCACUCUCAACAGAACAGUUUCAAGCGGCAUUAGCGGUGCGAGUUACUACACCGGCACUUUCAACACGGUGAACCGCUCGCCUGACGGCAGCUACGUCGCUGUCUCCAGCCGCGGCAACUUCUUCUUGACAUGGGAGCCUGGGCAGCUAUAUUGGCAACCGCACAACAGGGCUGUGGCGCGGCGGAUACAGAACAUGGGAUGGAGAGCAGAUGGUGGUCUCUGGCUCCUCGUGCGCGGCGGUGGACUCUUCCUCAGUAAAGGAACAGGGAUAGUUGAGGACUUUGAGGAAGCGUCGGUGCAAAGCCGGGGGUUUGGGAUUCUGGACGUGGGCUACCGCUCAAAGGAUGAGGCAUGGGCUGCCGGUGGGAGUGGCGUCCUGCUGAAAACAACCAACGGCGGCAAGACCUGGGUGCGCGACAGGGCCGCCGAUAACAUCCCCGGCAACCUAUACUCCGUAAAGUUCAUUGGAGACAACCAAGGGUUUGUGCUCGGGAACGACGGCGUCUUGCUCCGAUAUGUUGGCUGAAGUUAGGGAAAAAACCACGGCUAUCUAAACCCUUUUUGUAUGUAAUGAUCCAUAUAUAGUCACACAUGUGAAAGGCUGCUGAUUGUCCCGGCGUUCUUUCUUGUGCAAGAGAGUGUAAAUCUUAUCUGUCUAUUACUGUUAUUUGACCGGCGAUUGUUUCAAACAUUCAAAGGCAUACAGCACAGUACGACGUGAGCACAUGCAUUUAUGCAUGUAUCUGAUGCUGAUAUAUAUGCGAUGAAUUUUGUGAGGUGCAAAA